Molecule: messenger RNA, 1200 nt
Organism: Gryllus bimaculatus (two-spotted cricket)
Lineage: Eukaryota; Metazoa; Arthropoda; Insecta; Orthoptera; Gryllidae
Source: the annotation of a GenBank genome assembly
AUGUCAUUGCCCGGACAGAGAUUUAUCUUCGACACAUUAUUAUUGGCAAUGGUACCAGAGGCUGAGCGCCAGCAGCUCAGUGGAGCCGCCGCCGCCGCCGCCGCCUCGCCUGCUCCGCGCCGCUCUGCGCCCACAGCCCUCAGUGGCACCGCGCCGCGCCGCGCCGUUCGAGGUGCAGCCCGCGGGCCGAUGCGUAUCUCCACGCGUGUAAUUGCGGAGCGCUUGGCUGCGGGCGGCCCCCGAGUUGUGUACCCACCCUCCGCCCGCCCUCAGCAGGCCGUCCUCCUGCCUUCCGCCCGAUCUUCUCCAGCCCUCAUCCGCCCGCCCUCUCCCGCGCCUCCGCCCACCAUCCGGCUGCCCUCCGUCCGACCUCCGCCCGCCAUCGGCCCACCCUCCUCCAGUCCACUGCCCUCAGUGGGCCCUCUGCCUGCCUUCCGCACGCCUUCAGCCCGCCACUGCCCGCCAUCACGUGUCAGAGCGCUCACAGUUUUUUGGUGGACGUUCUUUGGGCUUUUGGAGACUCGAUGGAGAGUGGCGGAGGCGCGCUGCGACGAAUUUGACGUCGUGUUGGACAUUGGUAGACAGUACAGGCCUAAUGAUCAAGUAUUCAAGACAUUUUCCAUUAAUUGGCUCAGUAAAAGAAUAGGGGUAUCAAUUGAGAAAAUUAAUAUAUCAACAAAUGCAACAAGCAAGUGUAAACUAGAAUCCUUCCAGGAAGAUUAUGAAAUAAGAGAGAGUGUCGAAAGGAAAAAGGAAAGGAAAGAAGAAAAGAAAAAAAAAAAAAGAAAAAAAAAGAAAGCCAUAUCCACAAUUCCAUAUCUCCUUGUUGAAAAUAAGCAGCAAAUCUAUGAACAGAAAUCUCGCUUUCCUCUUCCUGAUAUACUUGGCGAGUCCGCUCCCGGCCAAGCGGGCCUCACCUGCUGGGAGAAGGCCUUCAUGUGGUCGAGCACGGCGCGCACGUCGGGCAUGACGUCCUUGCCGCCGGUGGUGAUGGGCGUGGUGCCGCGGUGGCGCAGGGCGACGUGCAGCACGGCGCGGCCCUCGGUGAAGUUGAUGGGCGCGCCGCUGAACAUGGCGUCGCGCCGCGCCUCCACCUGCCGCGCCCGCGCCUGCGAAACAGUCGAGCGAUUCGCAUCGAGCACUACACAUCAGCUCAGGGGGAAAGGGCCAAGGGAGCAUUUUCACUACCUCAAUAAAUAA